Messenger RNA from Gallus gallus (chicken), 8318 nucleotides. It is a transcript of the gene VCPIP1, whose product is annotated as valosin containing protein interacting protein 1. Gene Ontology annotation, molecular function: cysteine-type deubiquitinase activity. The transcript has 3 exons. NCBI's taxonomy places the organism in Eukaryota, Metazoa, Chordata, Aves, Galliformes, Phasianidae. The record is from RefSeq and is marked reviewed. Gene Ontology annotation, biological process: protein K48-linked deubiquitination; protein K11-linked deubiquitination; endoplasmic reticulum membrane fusion. Bases 224 to 3874 code for a protein of 1216 amino acids.
GCGUUACGGGCAACGGCCAAGGCGGCGGAGCGGCGGCGAGCGGCGGUGCCGGCGGCUUCCGCGUUGGCGGGCGGGGCGGCGGCGGGAGGGCUCUCGGUGGAUGGGGCGCUGCGGCCGGCGGCGGUUCCGGCAUCCGUCAAGCGCCGGUCGGCGGCCGGGGAGAAGGGGAUGAGCCUGUGAGGCGGAGGAGCGCGGGUGGGGCGAGCCCGGCCGGAGCGGAGCGAUGUCCCAGCCCCGGCAGCAGCCGCCGCCGCCGCCGUCUCCUCAGCAGCAGCCGCAGCCGCCGCCUCCGGCCGCCGCCAAGAAGCGGGAGCGGCGCAUCUUCUCGGGCACCUGCCCCGACCCCAAAUGCCAGGCGCGGCUGUUCUUCCCGGCCCACGGGCCGCAGGGCGCCGGCAGCAUCGAGUGCACGGACUGCGGGCAGCGACACGAGCAGCGGCAGCUGCUGGCGGUGGAGGAGGUGACGGACCCCGACCUGGUGCUGCACAACCUGCUGCGGAACGCGCUGCUGGGCGUCAGCGGCGCCGGGCCGCCCCGCAGGAACACCGAGCUCGUCAAGGUGCUGGGCCUCUCCAACUACCACUGCAAGCUGCUGGCCCCCAUCCUGGCCCGCUACGGCAUGGACAAGCAGACGGGCAAGGCCAAGCUCCUCACGGAGAUGAACCAGGGAGACAUCUUCGACUGCUCCCUGCUGGGGGACCGCGCCUUCCUCAUCGAGCCGGAGCACGUCGAGACCGUCGGCUACGGCAAGGAUCGCUCCGGCAGCCUCAUCUACCUGCAUGACACUCUGGAAGACAUCAAGAAGGCCAACAACAGCCAGGAGUGCCUCAUUCCCGUCCACGUGGAUGGGGACGGCCACUGUCUGGUCCACGCGGUCUCGCGGGCGCUCGUGGGCAGGGAACUGUUCUGGCACGCGCUGCGAGAGAACCUGAAGAAACAUUUUGAGGAGAACCUGAGUCACUACAAGGCGCUCUUCCAUGAUUUUAUCGACGUGGCCGAGUGGGAGGACAUCAUCAAUGAGUGCGACCCGUUGUUUGUUCCUCCGGAAGGUGUGCCCAUGGGCCUUAGGAACAUUCACAUUUUUGGUCUGGCCAACGUGCUUCACCGGCCUAUCAUCCUGUUAGACUCACUGAGUGGAAUGCGAAGCUCUGGAGACUAUUCGGCAACAUUCCUCCCUGGUCUGGUACCCCUAGAAAAAUGUAUGGGAAAGGAUGGCAUGUUGAACAAGCCGAUCUGCAUUGCCUGGAGUAGUUCGGGACGUAACCAUUAUAUUCCUCUGGUUGGAAUAAAAGGUGCUGCUUUACCUAAACUGCCUAGGAAGCUCCUGCCUAAAGCCUGGGGAGUUCCACAAGACCUCAUCAAAAAGUACAUCAAGCUAGAGGAGGACGGUGGUUGUGUUAUUGGAGGAGACAGAAGCUUGCAAGACAAGUACUUGAUGAGGCUGGUUGCUGCAAUGGAGGAGGUUUUCAUGAGUAAACAUGGUAUUCACCCCAGUCUUGUAGCUGAUGUGCAUCAGUAUUUCUACAGAAGGACUGGGGUAAUAGGAGUCCAGCCAGAAGAAGUCACGGCAGCUGCCAAAAAAGCAGUGAUGGACAACCGCCUUCACAGGUGCCUGAUGUGUGGAGCCCUUUCAGAGCAUCAUGUGCCUCCAGAGUGGUUGGCUCCAGGGGGAAAAUUGUAUAAUCUGGCAAAAAAUACCCAUGGUCAGCUACGGCCUGACAAAAAUUACAGCUUUCCUCUGAACAACUUGGUGUGUUCUUACAGCCCUGCAAAAGAUGUGCUGGUACCAGACUACAGCCUGAGUAGUUUGACUACGUGUAACUGGUGUCACAGUAACUUAGUGCGUCGUGUCCGAGAAGAUGGCUCUGUUUUGUAUUUGGAUGGAGACAGAACUAACACUCGGUCUACAGGUGGCAAGUGUGGCUGUGGAUUCAAGCACUACUGGGAAGGUAAAGAGUACGAUAACCUCCCCGAAGCGUUUCCCAUUACUCUCGAGUGGAGUGGAAGAGUGGUGAGAGAGACGGUCUAUUGGUUUCAGUACGAAAGUGACACCUCUUUGAACAGCAAUGUGUAUGAUGUUGCCAUGAAGCUUGUCACCAAACACUUCCCUGGUGAGUUUGGUAGCGAGAUUCUUGUUCAGAAAGUUGUCAACACGAUAUUGCAUCAAACUGCCAAAAAGAACCCUGAUGAUUACACCCCUGUAAAUAUUGACGGUGCUCAUGCCCAAAGAGCUGGGGAGGUACAGCAAGGACAAGAGUUAGAGUCGCAACUUCCUACCAAAAUUAUUUUGACUGGACAGAAGACAAAAACUUUGCACAAGGAGGAGUUAAACAUGAGCAAAACUGAAAGAACUAUUCAGCAGAACAUUGCAGACCAGGCCUCUGUGAUGCAGAAACGGAAAAGUGAAAAAAUGAAACAGGAGCACAAAGGGCAGCCGAGGACUGUGUCUCCGGGGGCUGUUCGUGAGGGGCCAUCAUCUGCACCUGCUACGCCAACAAAAACCCCAUAUUCACCAACAUCUACGAAAGAAAAGAAAAUCCGAAUAACAACAAAUGAUGGGAGGCAGUCCAUGCUUACCCUGAAGUGCACUACCACUUUCUUGGAACUACAGGAAAGCAUAGCUAGAGAGUUUAAUAUUCCUCCAUAUUUGCAGUGUAUUCGCUAUGGUUUUCCUCCUAAAGAGCUUUUGCCUCCCAAAGAAGGCAUGGAAAAUGAACCUGUGCCUUUGCAGCACGGUGACAGAAUUGCCAUAGAAAUCCUGAAAGGUAAGGAGGAGAGCAGCCAGCCUGCGGCAGCACACUCAGCCCACGCCGUGAAACAUGAUGAUGUGACAGUGACCAGUAAAAUCUCAUCGAAGGAGCUGCAGGAGCAAGUUGAUAAGGAGAUGUACUCUCUGUGUCUUCUAGCGACACUGAUGGGAGAAGACGUCUGGUCGUAUGCAAAGGGGCUUCCUCAAUUGUUUCAGCAGGGUGGAGUAUUCUACAGCAUAAUGAAGAAAACCACAGGUUUGGUUGAUGGCAAGCACUGUACUUUUCCACAUCUGCCUGGUAAAAACUUUGUGUACAACGCAGCAGAAGAUCGAUUAGAGCUGUGUGUGGAUGCUGCUGGGCACUUUCCUAUCGGUCCCGAUGUCGAAGACUUGGUUAAAGAGGCCUUAAGUCAGGUGCGAGCAGAAGCUACUUCACGGAGCAGGGAAGCAAGUCCAUCUCAUGGAAUGCUGAAGCUGGGUAGUGGUGGAGUAGUGAAAAAGAAAUCUGAACAGUUACAUAACAUAACUGCAUUUCAAGGAAAGGGCCAUUCGCUAGGAACUGCAUCUGGUAGUCAACAACAUGAUCAAAGAGCCAGGGAAGCACCACUUUUAAGAAAGCAUAGUACAGAAACAGACUUCAGUCCUGCUAAAAUUGAGCCUUCUGUAUUCCCAGCUGCUUCUGCUAAGAGUGAGCUGAUCCGAAUAGCUCCUGGAGUUGUGACAAUGAGAGACGGCAGGCAGCUCGACCCUACUUUGAUUGAGGCACAGAGAAAAAAGUUGCAGGAAAUGAUCUCUUCUAUUCAGGCUUCAAUGGAUAGACAUUUGCGGGAUCAGAAUGCAGAGCAGUCAGCAUCAGUUGAUGUAUCUCAAAGAAAAGUAGAGGCAGUGAGUUCAACUGCUAAAACUGGGAGCUUUCAGGCUGGCUUGCCUGAACCGUUUUCUGCACCGGGUGGUACUGAACACUUGAAUACUGAGUCAGCUGGUGAUAACAUGGUGAAUUCUGUGGGAACAACUUUCCCUGCAAGGUCUAAAGCACAAAAGGGAAAUUCUGUUGAGGAGCUUGAGGAGAUGGAUAGUCAAGAUGCAGGAAUUACUAAUGUAACUGAGCCAAUGGAUCACUCUUGAUAGGUUAAAAUCUAAUAAGGGUAGAAGAAAUUACUGUUCAAAUGUAAUGUUUAUUGGCUGGGCCACACAAAGUGAUUAGUUAUUAAAUCUUGUAUGUAUGUCAAAAAAUUAUAUCAUCUUAUUCAGUGCAUGAUAAGCAAGUGUGUGAUUGGCAAUAGCUUUUAAUAUUACCAUACUGCUACCCAGGCUGGCUCUGUUACCUGUAAAUUAGUUAUUAGGAGAUGCACUGAGAUGAAUAUCUGCUGUAAUGUGGGUUAUUGAAAGUUCUUUGUGAUUUUUAAUUCCAAGUAAGUCUUAAAAUUUAAGCCCAUGCGAGAUUCUUACCAUGCUAGUUGAGGCUACUGGAAAGGCUAAACCUGGCAAAACUAGAAACUUGACCAGGUUAAUCCUGUCCCAGGUACUUAUUUCCACUCAAGAAUACACUAUCAACACGAGCUACACAUAAAUUUCGAAAAGCAAUUGAAACUAAACUUGUCUUAAAUUUUACAAUGUGACACACACAUUAAUUACAUUGUACUGGCACUUCCUCAGAUGUAAAAACGUUUUCAUUCACACAGCUGUAUACACUCGUCAGACAUCUUGGAAUAAGCGUAACUGUAGUCAAUUCUAAUUUCUGCAUAUGUCAGUUCAAGCAAGUUAGAAAAGUGUACGAUGAAGAUAAAGUGAACGUGGUGUGGUUAUGUAUGGCUGUCUGAGCCAACACAGACGUUUUGAUGCUCUGUUAUAUUUCCUCCCAAACACUGAGCUGGUUCAAAUGUUUUACGAUUUUAAAUACAACAGCAGGAGAGAAGUUGGCAAUUGUAAGAAACAACAAAAGUUCAUUAGCAAAUCAGUUUCUCUUAAAAGGCUUCAAUUACUAGCAUUGGUCAGUAACUGGCAAAAAAAAAAACCAAAACCCAAAUAAAUAAUAGCUGCCCUCUUCAGAGCAAAUUAGUGAUUUAUUGGAAGGAAACAGCUCUCUGAAGCACGUUUUCCUCAAGUGUGUGUUAAUAGUGGAGCUUUUGGAAGCUCGCUGUUUACUCAGUGGCAACAAGGAAUGUAACACGGAAUACGUGUUGUUUCAUCGGCUAUAAAAACUACCCACCUCGAUUGGCUUCAGCUUGCGAUGCAGAUUUCCCUGUCUCUGUAAUGCUAUAGCAGGUAUCCACGUAAGUAGUGUGUUCAUCAGACCUGCAGUGCUGAUUUUGAAGGAGGAGCCGUUGUGCUUGCUCCCGAAGGACGGAAUGUUUAUCUGAUAUUGCACUUUGCUUCCUAUCUUCACAGUCACAUUUAAGUGCACUAUUGUUGCUUCUUCUAAUGGUAAAAUAACAUUAAAUGGAUGAAAGAUGUUAAUACAGCUUCAAAGGAAUUAAGAGCAUUUAAAAUAUUGAAGUCGGUGUUUGUGCACAUGUGGGUUUUUACCAGUUUGGAAAUGUUUGUAUUGUAUAUGUUUGUAUUCAGAAAAGCCUCCACUUUUUACAUUUCUAAUCACUUAAACCAUCCUGAGCAUUAGUAUGCAAAAUGCCCCGUGAGGAUUUAUUUUUGUAUGUAAAAAAAAAAAAAAAGAAAAAGAAAACCACUUAAAGCAUAGCCCCCAUUUUGUCAAAGUCAACUUGAAUUUCUCUCUUGACUCACUUCUUAUGCAGAGGGAGUGAAUGUGUAACAAUUUAGUUCACUACUUAUAGGUAAAAUAGAAGAAUCCCAUUUUCACAAAUAAAUGAAAAACCUGAAGGCCUCACAUCUGUAAGUCAGUGACUUGGCAACUUGAAAUGUACAAAGUAAUCUGGCACACCAGAACCGACUUUGCUGAUGCAUUGAUUAACUGGCAGUGCUUAUUCAAUGAGAAACAGGAUGCACAUGCAGCAGCUGGAAGCUUGCCACGACUUCUGAAAACAUUUAGUCUCCCAUGAAUCAGUCUGGCUGUCUGAAGGCUAUUUCUGUAUAUAAAAUGUUGAGCAGAGGAUUGUGCUUUGUCACAGCUUGAGGUUUAGAAAAGUCUGGCAAUGGAGCGUUCCUGGGAAGGAGCUUAAGUGAGGAGGGGCUGAGGGGAAGGAGUCACCUGAAUCUCUUGCAUUUUAGAGAAGACUGCUAUCACUUGGACACUUUCAACCUUUCCUUUAGAAAAAUCUUCCUCAGCUUAAAAAAAGAAAAAAAAGAAAAGAAAAAAAAAAAAGAGCACUGUAUAUGAGAGAAUUUUAAUUUUGAAAUAAAUCGAAAUAUUUAUUGCACAUCAUCCUUAUUCCAAGGAAAGGUGCUUACUUUAAUGCCUUUGUGGUAAGAGUGCAGAAGUUUGUGUGCCUUUUACUGUGUAAAGAGGAAGGCUUGGUUUGAUUUUGACACGCUUCCCAUUUCAGCAGUAAUUUGCUAUUUUCGAUCUUAACUAAAUAGAAAUAGACGCAGAUAAUAGCUCUGCUCGACUCACUGUCAUCUCUGGGAUCCACUAAUCUCACGUAGAUCAGAGUUCUCCAGUUCCUAAAACAAAAUCAUCUCACAAAGGAAUGGUAAAAUGGUGUCAAAAUUACAACAUCUGCUGAUGUGAACUCUUUUGGUGUCAUGUAGGAUUGUGCAUUUUUUUUUUUGGUGCAGUGUUCUUAUUUCACAUAGCUUUCUCACGCAUUUAAAUAUUAGUGUUUUUGAGAAAGAUGGCUUUUGAUACUCUCAAGUAAGGCUAAGCUUCAUCUACAUGCUGGCAAGAUGUGUAACUGUACAGGAGAAGUGAAAUAAAGAACACUGAAGUGUAAAUUUGAACAGAUGUUUCCUUUAAUUGCUAUCAGUGGAUGCAGUUGUAAUUUGAAAUGAAUCAGUGUGCCUGUAUUAUAAGCACCCACGUGCUUGUUAACUUCCCUGUUAGAGUCAGGAAAACCGUGGUGGGGUACAAGGGCACGGAAGGUGUUGACUCACUGUGGGUGCGAAGCCCCCUGUGAACAGGGCUUCUGAAAUGAUUUGGAAUGUACACCUUUCUCCUCAACAGCAGCAACAAAAAACAUCCGGCCCAACUUCUUGCUGCUGUGUUACCUCUGGAUUUAGGCUGUGGCUCUAUGUUCUCUUUGAGCGCUUGCCUUGAUGACUUUCUUGCCUAGGGGCCAACCACUUUUUAAUACAGCGUCUCAUGACAAAGAAGAUAUAAAUUACUUGAACAUUUUAAAAUUUACUAUGGCUUAGUAGGUGUAACCUAAACGAGAGAUGACUACUGAAAAUACAGGCCCGGGACAACAACCCCACCACCCAACAACAGCAAAAGCAAACACCCAAAUGGGAAACCCCAGGAGAACAAAUCAGUUUUGGAGGCAAAUACAAGAGUUUUACUACUUAAAAUGCCUUAGUUAGUAAGGUUGAUUUUUUUUUUUUUUUUUUUUUUAAUACUCUUAUUUCUCUGAGAAUUACUUGAAUUUCAGUGGAGGGAAAAGAAACAACUUCUCAAAUGAAACAACAUAAAUACGUUUGAGAUGUCCUCAGUGUUACGGACACAAAAAAGCAACGUGUAUUUGUGGUUACAAUAUACACAACGCAAAGUAGACACGGUCUCCAACAGAACACGCCAGCAGCUUCGCAAAGGCACAGAGCCGCAAGGCUGUAUGCUAACAGCCCCAUAAAUAUACAACGGGCAUAUCUCCAAAGGAAAAUAUUUCAUUUAAAAUCUUUGAAGAAGUAGAACCCAUUAUCGCUGUCACGGGCUUAGCAGAGCUCAUUGCUGCUCUCUCAGUUUCUUGUGGAAAUGUCAGUUAAUGAAACUCGUAGUACGCUUACAGUUGGGAGAGUUACGCUCAGGCUGAAGUGUAAGGAAUCACAAUUGAUCGUUGUAAGAAGAUUCCCGUGUUAUCUCUACAUUUGGUUGGCUCCCAUUUUUAAGAGAGCAGAAUUUUCAUGCUUUUCUAAAAAUAACGUGAAUUUGAUCCCUCUGUUUAAAGAAUAAAAGAAAACAGCCAACAGUAAUGAAAUAGUAAGUGAUUUCUUUGUUUUGCUUGUGAGUAUCAGUUUAACUUCUUAAAACUGAAGAAGCUGCUUAUGAUCUUUAGAAUGCAGGAUUCCCUCUGAGCCCUUAUGCCUGCGGUUGAGCAAUAAAAGGUUGGAAUGAGUGGUAUUUUCAGAAUUAUUUUGUUUAACGGGGAUUAUUGUCAAGAAAUGAAAGAGUGCACUUUUAGGAGGGAAUGCUAUUUAAAAUGUAUAAAUAAGAAUUAAUAGUGUAUAUAUUUAGCAAACAAAUCUUUUUAAACAGUAAGUGCUUUACAUGUUGAAUUAAAAAGAAACUAGCGUAGAAAUGAUACCACCUUCACAGCACUGGCUGUUAUCCAGCAUACUUUGAUUUUGUUUUAUUUGUGAUUGCUGUACUAAUUAUAUUUGAUUUUUUUAUUUGUAAUGUAACAAUAGUGUAUUAUAACAGUAUAUAGUGUAUUAUAUUACACUUCACUGUACAGUAUUUGGAAUUUUCUUUGAUUGCUAUAUUAAAACUGUAAGUUAAAACGCU